CACAGGAAAUAAAAGGAAAAGGAGAAAGAGCGGAGGAGUUGCAGAGAGAGAGAGAGAGGGAGCUGGAGUUUGCUUUUCUCACGAAGAAUUGCGACUUGUUUUUGGCGCUGGUUUGGUAUCCUUUUGGGCUCUUGUUGAUCUUAAGAGUCUCCUCCUUCACUUUGGGGGAGCUCUGAAGCUGGGUCUUCUUUAGGUACUGCUACCCUUCUUUUGAGCUCGGGUGUUAGCAGGAAAGAAAUGAUGGAGGUGAUGAUUGGGUGGUGAGUUUUCUCAUAGGGAGUGUGAGUGUUUAAUGAAUGCCUCUCUUCCCUCUCUAUGUAUGCCUUGUUAUCCUGCACUUUUCUGCUUUCCAUGAGGCAGAUGGGUAUCAUGGUUUAUCAGGGCCGUCAAGAUUAAAGGGGAAAGGGAUUCAGGUUUUCUGUUGCCUCUGAUUGUGGGGUUUGAAAAGAUGCCAUUGUUUCACUUGCCUUCUUGGAAGAAGGAUGGGGAGCUUACCCAUGUGCUGGAUCUGGAGUGUGCCACUGUCAUCAGCAAGGAUGAGAUUCCAUCAGGUGAGAAGUUGGAUCUGAAGAUGAUGAUUGGGGAGCUUGAGGCCAUUGAAGUGCCCUCCGUUUUCAUCUGCCCUAUCUCAUUGGAGCCUAUGCAGGACCCUGUGACCCUCUGCACUGGCCAGACCUAUGAGAGAGGCAACAUCUUGAAGUGGCUCUCUAUGGGGCACUUCACUUGCCCAACCACCAUGCAGGAGCUGUGGGACGAUUCCAUCACUCCUAACAAGACCCUUUACCACCUCAUCUACAGCUGGUACUCUCAAAAGUAUCAGCAGCACAAGAAGAGGUCUGAGGAUGUGCAGGGCAGGGUUACCGAGCUCCUGGACACCCUCAAGAAGGUGAAGGGGCAGGCCAGGGUUCAGGCGCUGAAGGAGCUUCAUCAGGUCGUCGCUGCCCACGCGUCCGCGAAGAAGACGGCUGUCGACCAGGGCGGGAUCGGUCUGAUCGCUUCCCUUCUUGGGCCUUUCACUUCCCAUGCGGUUGGCUCAGAGGCAAUCGCCAUUCUUGUCCAUUUGGAUCUCGAUUCGGAUGCCAAGCAGAAUCUGAUGCAGCCCGCCAAGGUGUCGCUGUUGGUGGACAUGCUGAAUGAAGGAACGGUCGAGACGAAGAUCAAUUGUACCAGGCUCUUUGAAUUGAUGGUAGGCGAGAGGGAUUUCAGAUCGGAAAUAGUAUCAAGCCUCAGUUUGUUAGUGGGUUUGCUGAGAUUAGUGAAGGAUAAGCGGAACCCGAACGGGACAGCAGCCGGCCUCCGGCUGUUAAGGACUGUUUGUUCCUAUAAACAGGUGAAGGAUUUUGUUGUCAGCGUUGGAGGGGUGCCUCAGUUGGUGGACCUCAUGCCGCAGUUGAAUGCGGACUGUCUAGAGGAUGCCCUCUUCAUCUUGGACCUUCUCUCGACGAUACCGGAAGGACGGAUGGCUCUCAAGGAUUGCCCUUGUACAAUACCCAACUUGGUGAGGCUGAUUAUGAGAGUUUCAGAGAACUGUACUCAGUAUGCGCUGUCCGUCUUGUGGGCAGUGUGUAAGCUGGCGCCAGAGGAGUGCGCUUCUGUUGCUGUGGAAGCUGGAUUGGCAGCCAAACUUCUGCUUGUAAUACAGAGUGGCUGCAACCCGGCUCUCAAACAACGGUCCGCUGAGCUUCUGAAGCUAUGUAGCCUCAACUACACGGCUACCAUUUUCAUUUCCAAGUGCAAACUCACAAGAACAAUGCAGUGAGUCUUUGGCGCCGUUUGGUAAUGUACAUCUCAUAUGUUGAAACAGUAGAUGGGUGCUGAAAAUAUCUUAUUCGUGGAGAGUACUAGUGGUUGAAGCUUUAAUCUGUGGAUGCCUUGCGAGUGAGAAACAGAUGGGAGGCUCAUAAUUGUAAAGAUGGAGGUUAUGAUGCUUCUGCUGUUUGGGAGGUAAUCUCCUUUCCCUUUGUGUAUUCCAAGCCUAUAUGCAGUGCUUCUUUUACGUUUUUUUAUGCACAAGGUGUCUCUGAGGCUAAGAUCCUUGGGCAUUUCCCUUUACAAUGAUCUGAACCCAUAUGUGGGGUUGAAGUCACUGCUCGACUCGCCGAAAAGUUUUGAACAGUACAAGAUAUCGCUGGAUCUCAUUGUUUGCUUCGCCCUUGAAAAAGUUUCCUCUUGGUGGGGAUGAGCAAAUGCACAUUAGAGUGCGUUUCUUCUUUGAAGAUCCAUGAAGCAGCGCGUAAAUUAUUUCAUGGACUGGAAUUAGAGGGGCACACCCUUCAUCUAGAAGAAUGGGGAGACUGUGAAGAAGACUGCGCAAUAAUUCAAAAUAAGUUACGAAGAGCAUUGAAGCUUUGCACUCAAAUAAGUUGCUGGUACUUGUUUGGCAUCGCAUGCAGUCGCCUACAAGUUACUAAGGUUUUGCUGAAGAGCGCCUGCCUGAUGAUAAUCCUCUCCAUGCUCUGCUAUUGUACGUUGAAAUGCUUGUCUCAUCCAGUGAUGCUGUUAAUGCUAGUUUUGUUUAAUAUGGGAAGGGGGGGUAAGUUCCCCACGAUUUUAUAGUACAGAUUGUAAGAGAAUCCAGACCUUCUUUACUCUAUUCGGAUGUAAAUUCGUUGCUCAUGAUGCCAUUUUUCAGCUUUUUGGCUGAACUUGUUGCAAUUGAAAGAUUUCUACUUGUAUUUCUUUUGUCAA
This is a messenger RNA of Nymphaea colorata (pocket water lily), 2688 nucleotides long. RefSeq names its product U-box domain-containing protein 30-like. The coding region runs from base 449 to 1759 and encodes 436 amino acids. The transcript has a single exon. The record is from RefSeq and is a predicted model, not a curated record. Gene Ontology annotation, biological process: protein ubiquitination. Lineage: Eukaryota; Viridiplantae; Streptophyta; Magnoliopsida; Nymphaeales; Nymphaeaceae. Gene Ontology annotation, molecular function: ubiquitin protein ligase activity.